UUCAGUUACAUUUUGUUUUUAAAGUCAAAGAUGUACAAGGUGUUAGCUUUUGCUUGCUUCGUGGCUUUCGUGGGCCAAAGUGAGGCAGGUGAGAAAGACAAGAAAGAAGGCGGUGUGUUCGGGAUCCCUGGCAUGAGUCAAAUAUCCAGCAUGACGGGCUCCGGCGGCCAGUAUGGCAUUCCUGGGCGUGGCCGGUCCGCCGAAUCUGGUCCUGGCUCCAGCUCCGGAUUCCCUAGUAUUCCUGGAUUUGGAGGAUCUUCAAGUUCCGGAUCCAGUUCUGCCACUGCUGGCGGUCUCGGAGGACUCCCUGGCUUUGCAAGUUCGUCCUCGUCGUCCUCUUCAUCAGCAACUGGCGGUUUGCCGAUCCCCGGUGGAGCUCAGAACUUUCCUGGAGUAGGACAGGCUCAGCUGGCAUACAAUUCUUUCAAGUUUUUCAAUGACCCUUGCACCAUAAAAACCAUGAGAGGUUUCGCCGAUCUGGCUAGCCAAGCCCAGGCUCUGCAGAAUAAUCAAUCUGGGAAACAUUAAUUGGGUUUACAACUUCGUUGUGUACGCUAACAAAUACACUGACUUUUGAGAAAUAAAAGGAUUUUGUUUGUUGGACUUCGUUAAUUUUGUUAUUUCCUGGUACAAAAGGGCAUCUGGGUGCAUUUUAGUGUGCUAGACAUAACAAAAUGUGUAGAUAUUAUAAUGAAAUAAAGUAUUCAUACUGUUCUAAUGAAACGCUAUUUUCAACCGACUUGAAAAAAAAAGGACGAGUUUCUCAAUUCGACUGUGUUUUUUUGUAUGUCUU
This is a messenger RNA of Hyposmocoma kahamanoa, 793 nucleotides long. Its product is annotated as keratin, type I cytoskeletal 9-like. Lineage: Eukaryota; Metazoa; Arthropoda; Insecta; Lepidoptera; Cosmopterigidae. The record is from RefSeq and is a predicted model, not a curated record. The transcript is spliced from 3 exons. Bases 31 to 528 code for a protein of 165 amino acids.